Esox lucius (northern pike) is the source of this 1419-nucleotide messenger RNA. RefSeq names its product heparan sulfate glucosamine 3-O-sulfotransferase 3B1. The record is from RefSeq and is a predicted model, not a curated record. NCBI's taxonomy places the organism in Eukaryota, Metazoa, Chordata, Actinopteri, Esociformes, Esocidae. Gene Ontology annotation, molecular function: [heparan sulfate]-glucosamine 3-sulfotransferase activity.
GAGCAGGAGUUCACAAGAGCUGAAGACAACAACUCCACAGUUCCUAUGUUCAAUGGAAUUUGGACAACAUAACGUUGACUUAGUAAUAUUUUGUAGUCAUGAAGCGGAUGAUAAAACAAAAAGGACUUAGAAAUUGUCGUUUCUUUAGAUCUAUGAAUGGCUUUAUUUAAUUGCGUAAUGCCACUACUUAACAAAGGAGUUUGUCUGUCUAACUUUAUAAAGAAAGACGAAAUCUGGAUUUUAAAAAGGUAUUGAAUUUAUUUAAUUUCACAAGGCAUGUUUCCUGAGUGUUACCCUCCAGCUCAGUAUAGCGACUCAUGGGAUGUAGCAAAUGGACAACUGGGUUCAACUUUGGACACCUAAAGGCGCAGUCCAAACUUUCGGUCUUUUUUACCAUGAUCAUCAUUUUCACGUACUUAUUUUACUGUCUAACUGGGUAUUGCGACUCCUUACCUAGACCUGUAUACGACCAACAGACAAGUUUCCUCCAGAAACUCCAGCUAAAUGAUGGACUGGAUCUUCCGCCUCAGCAACAGUCUGACGCGCGCAAAAGCAGUUCUCCCGGCUCGGUUGUUCGCGAACUCCCCGGCUUUCACAGUGGCAACUCACGCUUACAGGAGAAAGACAAUGAACAGCGACCCGAUAACAUCUCUAUUGCCAAUAACUUCGGAAGUAAAAAGUUUCCUCAAACAAUCAUCAUCGGAGUAAAGAAAGGAGGGACUCGCGCGUUGCUGGAGUUUUUGCGCAUUCAUCCGGAUGUUAGAGCGGUGGGCGCUGAACCCCACUUCUUCGACAGAUUCUAUGAUAAAGGCUUAGAAUGGUACAGAAACCUGAUGCCUCGGACGCUGGAGGGCCAGAUCACCAUGGAGAAGACACCUAGCUACUUCGUCACAAAGGAGGCUCCUCGCCGUCUCUUCGACCUGAGUCGCCACAUCAAGUUGAUUGUGGUGGUUCGAGACCCCGUGACACGGGCGGUGUCCGACUACACCCAGACGCUGUCCAAACAACCCGGCCUUCCAUCCUUCCAAAGUCUGACCUUCCGGAACUCUACUACGGGUCUCAUCGACACAUCCUGGAGCGCUGUGCGCAUUGGGAUCUACGCCAAGCACCUGGAGAACUGGCUGCAGUACUUCCCUCUAUCGCGAUUCCUCUUCGUCAGUGGGGAGCGGCUGGUCACGGACCCUGCCGGGGAGAUGGGCAGGGUACAGGACUUCCUGGGGCUGAAGAGGGUGGUCACGGCCAAACACUUCUACUUCAACCAGACCAAGGGAUUCCCCUGCCUGAAGACCCGAAGGGAGCAGCAGGCCACGCUGUCUGGGGAAAUCCAAAGGUAGACCUCAUCCACAAAUCUCUCCCGAGGUGCUUCUCAGGCUGCGGGAGUUCUACAGGCCCUUCAAUAUGAAGUUUUACCAAAUGACA